Cannabis sativa is the source of this 2502-nucleotide messenger RNA. RefSeq lists its product as uncharacterized. Gene Ontology annotation, molecular function: CTP synthase activity; identical protein binding. NCBI's taxonomy places the organism in Eukaryota, Viridiplantae, Streptophyta, Magnoliopsida, Rosales, Cannabaceae. Gene Ontology annotation, biological process: pyrimidine nucleobase biosynthetic process; CTP biosynthetic process. The record is from RefSeq and is a predicted model, not a curated record. The coding region runs from base 344 to 2215 and encodes 623 amino acids. The transcript has 17 exons.
UCUAAUGCGUACUGGUGUGGUGUGUGUGAGGACAUAAACAUUUUCACUUUUCUCUUUUUUCUUUUUUCCUUUUUUCUUUCUUUGGUUUGGUUUGGUUUGGUUUGGUUGGGUUGGGAUUUUGGGACCCACUACCAAUAUGUACGGGGUGGGAGUGAGUAAGUGUUGAGUGAUCUCAUCUCUCAGUGUUUGUUGGUGUUACUUAUAUAUAUAUAAACCAAGCUAAGCUAAGCUAAUGCUUAACCAAAUCUCAUAAUAUUUCAUAUUCCAUUCCAUUUACUCUGUUUCUUCUUGUUGUUGUUGAAUAUUUGUUAAAACACAAAAGAGAAGAAAUUAAGGAAUAAUAAUGAAGUAUGUUUUGGUAACGGGUGGAGUGGUGAGUGGUCUUGGCAAAGGAGUCACUGCUAGCAGCAUUGGUCUCCUUCUCAAGGCCUGUGGACUUCGUGUAACUUCCAUUAAAAUUGAUCCUUACUUAAACACAGAUGCUGGAACCAUGUCCCCUUUUGAACACGGAGAAGUGUUUGUGUUAGACGAUGGUGGUGAGGUGGACUUAGACCUUGGAAACUACGAACGGUUCUUAGAUAUAAAACUGACCCGUGAUAAUAACAUCACAACUGGGAAGAUUUACCAGUCAGUUAUUGAUAGAGAGAGAAAGGGAGAUUACCUGGGAAAAACUGUACAGGUUGUUCCUCAUAUCACAGAUGCAAUCCAAGAUUGGAUUGAGAGAGCUGCACAGAUUCCAGUAGCUGAUGAUGAUGAUGAUGAGGAUGAUAAUGGAACCCCAGCUGAUGUUUGUGUGAUAGAACUGGGUGGUACCAUUGGAGACAUUGAGUCCAUGCCCUUCAUUGAGGCAUUAGGCCAAUUCUCAUACCGUGUUGGACCUGGUAAUUUUUGCUUGAUUCAUGUUAGUCUUGUUCCUGUUUUGAAUGUGGUUGGUGAACAGAAAACAAAGCCUACUCAACACAGCGUUAGAGGGCUGAGAUGCCUUGGUUUGACCCCACACCUCCUCGCUUGUCGAAGCACAACGGCACUUGAUGAGAAUGUCAAGAUGAAGCUAUCUCAGUUCUGCCAUGUCCCAAAAAAUAACAUCAUCACUCUGUAUGACGUUUCAAACAUUUGGCAUAUUCCUCUGCUCCUAAGGGAUCAGAAGGCUCAUGAAGCCAUCUUCCAAGUUCUCAACCUUCAAAGCAUAGCUAGACAGCCUGAUUUGGAGGAAUGGACUUCCAGGGCUGAAAUUGCUGAUUUGCUGCAUGACCCAGUUCGUAUUGCCAUGGUUGGGAAGUAUACAGGUCUAUCAGAUGCCUACCUUUCUGUACUGAAGGCUCUUCUACAUGCAUCUGUUGGCCUAGGGAAGAAGCUUUCUGUGGAUUGGGUUGCAGCCACUGAUUUAGAGGAUGCAACAGCUAAAGAGAAUCCUGAUGCUUAUAAGGCUGCAUGGAAGUUAUUAAAGGGAGCAGAUGGUGUUCUUGUCCCAGGAGGUUUUGGAGACAGAGGAGUUCAAGGGAAAAUUCUUGCAGCAAAGUAUGCAAGAGAAAACCGAAUUCCUUACCUCGGAAUCUGCCUAGGAAUGCAGACCGCGGUGGUUGAGUUUGCUCGGUCUGUUCUUGGUCUGCAUGAUGCUAACAGUACUGAGUUUGAGCCUAACACCAAGAAUCCAUGUGUUAUAUUUAUGCCUGAGGGGUCAAAAACACACAUGGGUGGGACCAUGCGUGUUGGGUCAAGAAGAACAUAUUUUCAAGUUAUGGACUGCAAAUCAGCUAAACUAUAUGGGAAUAAAAGCUAUAUUGACGAGAGACACCGGCACAGAUAUGAGGUUAAUCCUGAAAUGGUUGGGCGUCUUGAAAAGGGUGGCUUGUGCUUUACAGGAAAAGAUAUAACAGGGCGAAGAAUGGAGAUUGUUGAGCUUAGGAACCAUCCAUACUAUGUUGGGGUUCAGUUUCAUCCGGAGUUCAAGUCAAGACCGGGAAAGCCUUCAGCAUUGUUCUCAGGGCUUAUAGCAGCCUCAUGUGGGGAGCUAGAGAGUUUAGUGCAAUUUGAUCAGACCAACAACAACAUUAGUAAUAAGAGAAUUCAUAAUAAUAAUAAUAAUAAUAAUAAUAAUAAUAAUGGUGAUUCCAUGAUAUACCAAAAUGGGAAUGGGAAUGGGAAUGGGAAUGGAAAACCAGUAGUACUAGAACUAGAUCCUGCUAUUUAUAGUCUUUGCAAUGGGGUACAUUAGUAUAAUAUACUAUUACUAUUAUUACAUACAACAAGGGUUGUAGUUUUUGGUUAGGUUGCUGUGUAUAGUUAUUGGGAUAUUAAUGUGGUGUAGUAGAAGAACUGGGGCUGAUCCAAGUGUUUUUUGAACGGGUUCAGCUUGUGAAAAAGUUCAAUUUCACAACCGCAUACAUCACUUUUUACUAUCUUACUAUUACUAUUACUAAUACUCUUGUGCGAGAAUUGGAAAAGUGUAUGAAUUAUGUUUUGUGUGAGGAUUAAGAAUGCCUUUCUUUUCUCUCUAUAAAA